AUGCCAUCAUUAUCAUCUUCUCACAACAAUGCAAACCCAACAAUUCAAAAACAUGAAAGUGGUACAGUACAUAAAAACAAUGUUGAAAGGUUUCUCAGUGAUGUAUAUAAGAAAGGACGACAAGAUAAGAAGGAUGCUGAAAGUGUACGACGUGAAUUACAAAGGAUCGAAAAGGCAGCUUUAAAGUCAAUGGGUGAAACUCAAUCUUCCUCUACAACAACAACAACAACAACAGCAACAAUAACAACAAAAGCUCCUGCUCCACGACCACCAUCUACUUCAGUACCAUAUUAUAAACAAAGUUCACAUAUGCCACCACCACCUACAUUGGAAUCACUUGCUUUUAAAACACCAGGAUUACAAGGAAGAGAGGAAUGGGCUUUACCAAAGGAAACAGCUAUGAUCGGACAAUGGCAAACAGUAUCCACACAUCAAGAGAACCAUUAUGAACGAUAUAUAGGAAAGAAAAGGACAACCACUGAACAAGAAACGACAACUCAUGAUCAAGCUCCUGAAUUCCAAGAUGAUGAUGAUGAACCACAAGAAGAUCUGAAUGAAUUCAAAAUCAAAGAAAAGGAAUACCCUGUGGAUGAUGAAGAUACAUUGAAUCAAUCUACAACAAUAGAAGGAUCAUCUUUAUUCAAGAAAAGGAAAUUGACUGGUCAGAAUUCAACCAGCAAGAAACGCAAUAUUCGGAAAAAGGAUUAGUAUAAUAGAUAUAUAGAAUUUUUAGAUAGUCGAUUCAUUCAAUAAAAAAAAAA
Molecule: messenger RNA, 761 nt
Organism: Halteromyces radiatus
Lineage: Eukaryota; Fungi; Mucoromycota; Mucoromycetes; Mucorales; Cunninghamellaceae
Exons: 3
Coding region: 1-708 (235 amino acids)
Biological process (GO): mRNA splicing, via spliceosome
Cellular component (GO): precatalytic spliceosome
Molecular function (GO): RNA binding
Source: RefSeq, a predicted model, not a curated record